AUGAUUCAUCAAGUCAAAAUCAAGUCCUUGCCACAAGAGUGGCUUUGGUGUGAAACAUGGUGUGAUGAUUCCAGUAAAAAGGAGGCGAAGACAAUCGACCUUUGCAACAAUCCUUUAACGAAGGAACCUAAGUUGGAUUCCGCUAUCCGUAUUAUUCCAGAAUGGAAACAUUAUGAUACUGAAAUAAGGGGUGUAUUGGAAGGCAAGCAAGAGAUUAAAAUACUGAAUCUUCAUAACCACAGAGAAUUGUAG
This is a messenger RNA of Haemonchus placei, 252 nucleotides long. The record is from the annotation of a GenBank genome assembly. Lineage: Eukaryota; Metazoa; Nematoda; Chromadorea; Rhabditida; Trichostrongylidae.